UCCUUUUGGCACGCUCCCCCACCCCUCUUAGCUAUCGUCACCCGUGCACGCGCAGGCAACAUGUCGUUCAACGACUUGGAAAGGGGAAACUCGCCUCCACCGUCGGCGGGCCUGCAAGGUCAGUCGCACCUCUCCAAUCCGUCUUCCUCGCAACGCUCCUCGCGGGGUUCCAGCAGGGGGCCCCUGCCCCUAUACCAUGCCCCGCCGUCCUCCAAGCGACCAAUGGCUGACCCACCGAGCGAUGCAGAAUUCAAGAAGCUGGCCGACCGCAUUGGCAUCCAGCUCUUCAAGCUGCAGUCCAACGUCGCAGGCAUCGAAAAGCUCGUCGACCUGCAGGAAAAGGCCCUCAGGACCAGCAGCGACGACACAAAGGCCAGUCGCGACUGGACCAAGCAAGUGCACGAUCUGACGGAGACGACACGGGCUUUGGUCAAGGAUCUCUCAACAUCAAUCAAGACGCUUUCGACGACCUACCCUCCAUCCUCUUCGACGCUCAACUCAGCAGACAAAUUCACUGCCUCGCGACUGCAACGCGACUUUGAGACAGCCCUCAAUCGCUUUGCCCAUGUACAGCGGCGUGGCGCAGAGGUGGGCAGGACCGCUCUGCAGGGCGCGAGGGAAGAGCGAGAGAGAAGAGCGAGGAGUGCCGCGGCCUCGUCUGACGAGAACCAAGUUGCGAUCGAUGAGGACAGAUCAGCGGGUACACAAGAAGAGCAGCAACAACAACAACAGCACCUUCUGGAGAGACAACAGCAGGCAGACGCCGGUCCUUCCUUGGCCGAGAUCGAAUUUCAAGAGACGCUCAUCGCCGAGCGGGAAGCCGAGAUUCGAGAAAUUGAAGGGGGCAUUCACGAGCUUAACGAGAUCUUCCGAGACCUGGGCCACAUCGUCCAGGAGCAGGGCGGCAUGAUUGACAACAUCGAGUACAAUGUCUCGACCAUCGCUACCAACACGGGCGCAGCAGAUCGCGAACUUGUCUCGGCCCACGAGUACCAGCGGAAGGCAGGGCGACGAGCUGCUUGCCUUCUCCUCAUCGUCGGUUUCGUCAUCGCUGUUGUCCUUCUGGCCGUGCUCAAUUGAUAAACUCCAUCCCCUUUCUCGUGGCGGACAUUGUAUGGUAUGAUUGCUCUAAUUGGAAAUGGUUGCUAUU
Messenger RNA from Acaromyces ingoldii, 1150 nucleotides. RefSeq names its product t-SNARE. The record is from RefSeq and is a predicted model, not a curated record. Gene Ontology annotation, biological process: vesicle fusion; Golgi to vacuole transport; intracellular protein transport. Gene Ontology annotation, molecular function: SNAP receptor activity; SNARE binding. The transcript has 5 exons. Lineage: Eukaryota; Fungi; Basidiomycota; Exobasidiomycetes; Exobasidiales; Cryptobasidiaceae. The coding region runs from base 61 to 1080 and encodes 339 amino acids. Gene Ontology annotation, cellular component: SNARE complex; membrane; endomembrane system.